UUUUUUAUAUGAAUAACAAGAAAUUAUACUCCGCAAUAGAAUAGCAAUGCAGAAACAAGAGGUUAAAGAAGAGGAAAGAAACAGUAACAAAAAAGAAGAGAAAAAUGAAAAGGAAGGAGAUGAAGGAACUAAGGAGAGUAACCAAACACCAUUAAUGGCACUAAACCAUAUUUCAAGGCUAUGCAGAGAUGUGAAGGAAUCCAUAGACUUCUACACAAAGGUGUUAGGGUUUGUUUUGAUUGAGAGGCCUCAAGUUUUAGAUUUUGAAGGUGCUUGGUUGUUUAAUUAUGGAGUUGGUAUUCACUUGGUGCAGUCCAAAGAGGAACAGAAAUUACCUUCACCUGAUGCUCAACAUGACUUGGAUCCUCAAGACAAUCAUAUAUCAUUUCAGUGCGAAGAUGUAAAAGGCAUGGAGAAAAAAUUGAAGGAAAUGAAAGUGAAGUACAAGAAAAGGAAUCUAGAAGCAGAAGAUGGAACAACCAUGGAUCAAAUUUUCUUCAACGACCCAGAUGGAUUCAUGGUAGAAAUAUGCAACUGUGAGAAUCUAAAACUCACUCCUGCUGAUUCACAAGGCAAGAUAAAGAUUCCAAUGGAUCGCCACACACCACCUGUGGAGACAAAUCAAAAUGAGCAUGAUAAUGUAAAAUAAACUUUGAGUUUUCAUAAGGUUAUGUUUAUUAGUUUUCAUAAGUUUACUUUCAGCUUUCAUAGGUUAAACUAAUGAAAAUUUGAUUUUAAGAAGUAAACCAAAGAAUUGUCUCAAAUAUGAUCGUUGUAUAUACUCUAUUAAUUAUUUGUGUCUUU
Molecule: messenger RNA, 804 nt
Organism: Medicago truncatula (barrel medic)
Lineage: Eukaryota; Viridiplantae; Streptophyta; Magnoliopsida; Fabales; Fabaceae
Product: lactoylglutathione lyase
Exons: 2
Coding region: 47-649 (200 amino acids)
Source: RefSeq, a predicted model, not a curated record